UCUAUAAUAUAAAAAAUGCCGCCCAAGUUCGAUCCGUCUGUUGUCCAGAUCAUCACCCUCCGCGCUACCGGUGGUGAGGUCGGUGCCUCGUCCGCUCUUGCUCCCAAGAUCGGUCCUCUUGGUCUCUCCCCCAAGAAGGUUGGUGAGGAUAUUGCCAAGGCCACCAAGGACUGGAAGGGUCUGCGCGUCACCGUUCAGCUGGUUGUCCAGAACCGUCAGGCUACCGUCUCGGUUGUCCCCUCGGCCUCUUCCCUUGUUAUCCGCGCCCUCAAGGAGCCCGUGCGUGACCGCAAGAAGGAGAAGAACAUUGUCCACAACGGCAACAUCUCCAUCGAUGAUGUUAUCAGCAUUGCCAAGAUCAUGCGUGAGGCUGACAAGUCCCUGGCCCGUGACCUCAAGGGUACCGCUAAGGAGAUCCUCGGCACCUGCUUCUCGGUUGGCUGCACCGUCGAUGGUGAGAGCCCCGUUGACAUCCAGUCCAAGAUUGACGAGGGUGAGGUCGAGAUCCCCGAGAACUAAGUUUAAUGUUUUUUCUCUUUUACGAACAAAUAACAUUUUUCUUUUUAUUUAAGCACAUCUUAUUGACAUUAAACAAUUGGUUUUCUAUAUUACAAA
Messenger RNA from Kickxella alabastrina, 615 nucleotides. Its product is annotated as 60S ribosomal protein L12. The transcript has 2 exons. Gene Ontology annotation, biological process: translation. Gene Ontology annotation, cellular component: ribosome; cytosolic large ribosomal subunit. Gene Ontology annotation, molecular function: large ribosomal subunit rRNA binding; structural constituent of ribosome. The record is from RefSeq and is a predicted model, not a curated record. Lineage: Eukaryota; Fungi; Kickxellomycota; Kickxellomycetes; Kickxellales; Kickxellaceae. The coding region runs from base 16 to 519 and encodes 167 amino acids.